Messenger RNA from Musa acuminata AAA Group (dessert banana), 819 nucleotides. RefSeq lists its product as uncharacterized. The record is from RefSeq and is a predicted model, not a curated record. The coding region runs from base 1 to 819 and encodes 272 amino acids. The transcript has a single exon. Lineage: Eukaryota; Viridiplantae; Streptophyta; Magnoliopsida; Zingiberales; Musaceae. Gene Ontology annotation, biological process: root development; shoot system development.
AUGGUCUCCGGAUUCCGCCGCUCCGUUUCCCUGCCGGGAUCUACCCCGAGCGGCAGCCCCGCCGGACGCCGCUGCGAGAAGCCUCACCACCUGCGCUCCGCCAGCCUUCCCUGCCGCUCCCACCCCGCCAUCUCCCACCUCCUCGACCAGAUCCGCUCCUUGUCGGACUUGGGAAUUCGCUGUUCCCCCGCCUCCGGGCUCGACCGGAUCGAUCGCCUUCUAUCCGCCCUCGAUGACAUACUCCGCCUCCCGCAGGCACAGGAUCCCCUCCGCCGCGGCUCCGCCUGGGCAGACCGCCUCCUUGACGGUUUCCUCCGCCUUGCCGACGCCCACGGCUCCUUCCGCUCCGCUGUCGUCGCCCUCGAGCAGCACAAUGCGGAGGCCCGCGCCGCGAUCCGCCGCCGCGUCCCCGUGCGGCUAGACUCCGCUGCUCGGUCCCAUCGUCGGGCGGAGAAGGAGCUCAUCCGGCUCGCCACGGCCGUCAAGGAUCUCGCCAGAUGUCCGCCGCUCAUCUGCUCGGACGCGGCCGAGGCCGAGGUCGCCGGGAUCGUCGCGGAGGCGAUGGCGGCAACUGCGGCCACGUCGGCGGCGGUUUUCUUGGGGAUCGCGGCAGCUUCAUCGGCGGUGGCCGGAUCAAUGUCGAAGGGCUCAUGGACGGCGUGGCCGUCAAGGAGGCCAUCGAAGAAGGGAAGCGAGGAAGCGGAGAUGGCAGCGAUGGAGGAGUGCAUGGAGGGAUUGGAGGAAGGAAGCGGGAGGGUAUUCAGGAGUUCGGUGAACAUUAGAGUGGCGCUUCUCAACAUACUCACUCCCUCGCUGUAG